Messenger RNA from Cordyceps militaris CM01, 981 nucleotides. Its product is annotated as thiamine pyrophosphokinase-related protein. The transcript is spliced from 2 exons. The record is from RefSeq and is a predicted model, not a curated record. The coding region runs from base 1 to 981 and encodes 326 amino acids. Lineage: Eukaryota; Fungi; Ascomycota; Sordariomycetes; Hypocreales; Cordycipitaceae. Gene Ontology annotation, molecular function: 8-oxo-dGDP phosphatase activity.
AUGAAGUCCAACUUGGAUCUCGUGAACGAUACUGAUGGCUUCCCAUACGGGGACGGCCCCAUCACCAUCAACGGCCAAGUUCUCUUCACCCUGCUCUGGCGCGACGCCGGCGGCGAGUACCCCAUCGGCUACGUGCUCGACCGCGUCGUCGACGAGUUCGCCAAACUGCCCGAACAGCUGACCGGCCACAUGCAGGUGGACCGCACGGCGCGCACGCUGCGCAUGUUCCAAGCCCUCGCCACUGAGCCUGCGCGCACCGCCGCCGUCGCCGCGCUGACGCAGCACCUGCGCGAGCGCGACGUCUUCCCGCUGCUCCGGGGCUGGCGCGGCGAGCCGUGGCCGGUGCACGGGCGUCGGGGCGAGCUGCUGUUCAGCGUGGAGCGCGCGGCCGUGGGCCUGCUGGGCGCCGUGCGCUACGGCGUGCACCUGACGGCGUACGUCGAGGACGCGGCGGCGCCACACGGCCUGCGCGUGUGGGUGCCGCGCCGCGCCGCCGACAAGUCGACCUUCCCCGGCAUGCUAGACAAUACGGUCGCGGGCGGGCUGAUGACGGGCGAGGACCCGUUCGAGUGCGUCGUGCGCGAGGCCGACGAGGAAGCGAGCCUGCCUGAGGCGGUGGUGCGCGCAGGCACCACGCCCGUGGGCAUCAUCACGUACAUAUACGUUACCGACGGGCCCAACAACGGCGAGGCUGGCUUCGUCUACCCCGAGGUGGAGUGGGCGUACGAUUUGCGGCUGCCGGCGGACGUGGUGCCGCAGCCCAAGGACGGCGAGGUCGACGAGUUUUACCUCUGCGACGUGGACACGAUCAAGCGCGACCUGGCGGCCGGCGAGUACAAGACCAACUGCGGAGUGGUGAUGCUGGACUUCUUUAUUCGCCACGGCAUCUUGACGGUCGAGGAGGAGCCGCAGCUGGCCGAGAUUCAAAAGAGGAUGCGCAGGGAGCUGCCGUUCCCGGGGCCACACUGGGGCAACUGGUAA